CGGCUGAGUUUCCUGAGCGGGGCGGGAAGCGGAGGGAGGGGAAGGGAAAGGGAAGAAGGGAAAGGAAAGGAAGGGCGAGCUCCAGCCGUCGGGACGGGCCGGGAGAGCGGCUGGAAGAGGCGAACAGGACCCCAGAGCGGCCCGGCUCCUCACAGGGCUCCAUGUGAUGUUCUGGGUCAGAAAUGCCUUAUGUGGAUCGUCAGAAUCGCAUUUGUGGUUUCCUUGACAUUGAAGAAAAUGAGAAUAGCGGGAAGUUUCUGCGGCGGUACUUCAUUCUGGACACGAGAGAAGACAGUCUGGUCUGGUACAUGGAUAACCCCCAGAAUCUUCCCUCUGGAUCUCCACCUGUUGGAGUCAUUAAACUUACCUAUAUUUCAAAGGUUAGCGAUGCAACUAAGCUAAGGCCAAAGGCAGAGUUCUGUUUUGUUAUGAAUGCAGGGAUGAGAAAAUAUUUUCUACAAGCCAAUGAUCAGCAAGACCUGGUAGAAUGGGUAAAUGUUCUGAACAAAGCUACCAAAAUCACAGUACCAAAGCAGUCUGAUCCUCUGUGUCAAAUGGAUAAUGCAAACCGUCAAGCUGAAAGCCCAGGUGGAAAGAAGCAAGUGUCUUACAGGACAGAAAUUGUCGGUGGUGUUCCUAUCAUUACACCUACCCAGAAAGAAGAAGUCAACGAGUGCAGUGAAGGAGGUGAUAGGAGCUACCUGAAACGAUCGCAAAGUCACCUUCCUUAUUUUACUGCUAAACAUCCCCCAGAUAAUGCUAUUAUCAAAGCUGGCUACUGUGUAAAACAAGGAGCAGUGAUGAAGAACUGGAAAAGAAGAUACUUUCAGUUGGAUGAAAACACAAUAGGAUAUUUUAAGUCUGAACUGGAGAAGGAACCUCUAAGAGUUAUACCACUUAAAGAGGUCCAUAAAGUUCAGGAAUGCAAACAAAGUGAUAUAAUGAUGAGAGACAAUCUCUUUGAAAUUGUAACUACUUCUCGAACCUUUUAUGUACAGGCGGACAGUCCAGAAGACAUGCACAGUUGGAUAAAAGCAAUUUCUGGGGCCAUUGUAGCACAGCGGGGACCUGGAAGAUCAGCAGCUUCCGUUACUCUAAUCUUAGCUUUGCACUGUGUUCCAGAUGCGGCAGGCCAGAAGGCUGUCGAAUCCUUGUAUACAGAGGAGCAUACCGAGUCUUCUUCCGAACCCAGCCAUGCUCUCCGUUCUGCCUUCCCAGCCCCAGCCACCUCACAUUCCACAGCCACUCACAACAGCCCUCUGGUCCCAAACCCUCACGCCAAAUACCCUGCCUUGGAGAAGCGAGGAUUUCACGAAUCUUUUACCAAGGCCAAGCCAGGGAGCUACAAGAUCCAGGCUGUCGCUCCAAGAGAAUCAGCUGCCAAAGUGACUGAACAGGGCCUCUCGGAACCCCAAAGCAAAAAUGGCACUCAGGAACAGGAUCCUGGCCUUGUGGAUCUGGAUGAUGCAAGCCUUCCAGUUAGCGAUGUGUAAUGAUGGAAGUGUUUGGAGAAUGAUCCAUUUGUUCGGUCCUCUAAUUUCCUUGCUCAGACUUUUAACCAAAGAAAAUUACAGGAAAUGAGAACAAAAAUAAAAACAAACACUGAUUUAUCUAUCUAAGUGUAUAUAUAUACACAUAUGUAUGUGUGUUUAUGUACACAUAUGUGUGUAUAUAUAUGUUUAUAUAUUGCCUUUCAGCUGAGGGUCAAAAAUGGACCUCCUGCAUUUUCUCAAAGCCUGACAGUAAAUCACCAGGGAGGGGCCAAACUGCACAAUUUACAAUGAAGUAAACAUAAGACAAAACCAAAAGCCUACCUUAAUAACCUGCAAAAGUACCAGCAACUUUUCAUUCCCAAUCCGGCAACCUAAAUUUACAGUUAAUACUGUGUUGUUAAAACCUUAUUGCCAAAAGAUGUGAUUACUUCAUUCUGAACUACAGUAAGAUGUUAUGCAUAUAUGAGAAUUGUUUCUCUCCAUGGCUUUUCAGAUAGCAGGAAAUACACAACGUGUUUCUUUGUUCCUUAGGAUCAACAGUGUCAACUGAAUUGUUAUCAGAAUAAGAAUUCUGGGCUCCCCUUGGAAUUCUAGUUAUGGUGCUGAAAAAAUUUCCACUAGAAUAAUAUUUUGAAUAGUCUAUUUUUGAUGCACUCCUAAAGGUGGGUUGUAACUUUUUGCACAUUUGGAUUUUAAUGGACUGCAUGUAACGUUGUCUUGGAGCGGGGGAGGAGGGAAAUUGGACUUAGUGAAUUUGGACACUUUGGACCUUUUGAACUAAGUAGGGUUUAUAUUGUGUUACACGAGGCUUUGCAGUAAUUAUUUUUAUGUCUAAAUGUAUCGUUCCAUUACUGUUUUGGGGAUGGUUUUCUUAUCAGUGCUUUGUGAGCAGUUGUUUCUGUGUUGGAUCAGUGGAAGACCUCCUCGUUUAGUUUUGUCCUUAUUGGUACUGAACUGUUCACAGUCAUGCAAUUGUGGCCUAUAACUUUUGGUUCACUAAUAAUCUUAAGUGCCUGUGUUUUUUCUCACGUUGUUGAAACACUUUCACGUUAGGUAUGUACACAAACCAUUCGCCAUGGCUUCGAACCUUGGGUUGAGAGUUGUUCUGAAUAGUGUUGUUUGAAACGGCUGUUUUAAAGUAGAAAUCUUAUGCUAGGGAUACCAGGGUUCUGGUAUGGAGUCUACUAGCUGUGCAAUAUAUGUUCUUGGGAAAGAGAAAAUGAGUAUUUGUCAUUUGUGUACACUGUGUUUUGGGGCUUCGGUGGUGCACAUGGGAAGAACCUUUACAUUUCAAGCAUUGGAUUAGAUUGAGUGUGUACUUCUCAACUGUUUGUUUUAAUCAGAACCCCACGAAUAUGUCAUGCUGCUGCUUACUGUGAUUCAGAUAGUCCAGCUCUGUGUUACUUUAUUGUCUACUCUGACCUAAGAUACAUAUCAUACCAGUCCAUCUUCUCUCUUGACUUCCAAACUGACUUCCUACCUGAGAGAUACGGAUGGCUUUACGGUGAUAAUUUGUUGAUCCAAGGAUGGAAUAAUUGGUGUCACGUAAGAGUGAAAUACAGUCUGAUUUCAGAACCUUAUGUCAGCACCUUCAUUGUUUUUAUCCAUAAGCUAACUAACCACAGUCUUAAGGCAGUGGUGUUUGUAUAUUACUGGUUUUCUUUGACUCUUUAGAUACAUGUGAAAACUAGCACGGACUUGGAAGCUUCUGUAAGUGUCUCAACUAGUAUUGUAGGUUUUAACUUCUUUAAAGACAAAACAAUAGCUCUUCAAAGGCUUAUUUUUUCACGAGUACAUUCGGUGUGGAAGGCACUCUGCAUUAAAGUAUUUUUACCGUAGUCUAACAUCUGAAAUCACUUGCUCUGGUACAGCUUUCACACUGCAUGUUCAUUUUACUCUAUUUUGGUAUUGGCAAUUUUACACAUCGGGUGGAGGUCAAGCAGCUCCAUUAUGGGACUUUUAAGAAUGGGGGGGAGGGGGGAGAAGUAACAGAAAGAACUACUGAUGUAGCUCAGUAGAAUAGGGAAAUAUUUGUGGUUGGUAAUUGUCAGGGUCUCCUAUUUAUCAGUACUUUUAUAAAUCUAUGAAAAUUGUUAAAUUAUUUUAGAAACAGUGCUGUAAAUAUGUCACGUUUAAAUUGUCAAUAAAUCACUUUGGGUAACUUAAAAGUAA
Coturnix japonica (Japanese quail) is the source of this 3665-nucleotide messenger RNA. It is a transcript of the gene PLEKHA1, whose product is annotated as pleckstrin homology domain containing A1. The record is from RefSeq and is a predicted model, not a curated record. NCBI's taxonomy places the organism in Eukaryota, Metazoa, Chordata, Aves, Galliformes, Phasianidae.